AUGACAUCAUCGAUGAGCAUCCUCGAGUGUUCGGUUCCUGGCCUUUUAUUUCAUUCAUUCAUUGUAAAUCCAAAAAACAACCUCUUUUCAUCAUUACCAUUCAUAAAGUUGCGUGGAGUUCAACAGCUCUCAUCACAUCUGAGCUUCAAUAAUGAAAGCAAUUACUCGAAAGAAAUUCAUCCAAAAUUAACAAAGACGAGACAAACUGCUGUGGCACGUGAAAUAUCUGUCAACAGAAAAUCUAAUAAAAUAUCAGGCAACAAAAUCUUCAAACUUGAAAUUUGA
This is a messenger RNA of Clunio marinus, 285 nucleotides long. The record is from the annotation of a GenBank genome assembly. Lineage: Eukaryota; Metazoa; Arthropoda; Insecta; Diptera; Chironomidae.